Messenger RNA from Dipodomys spectabilis (banner-tailed kangaroo rat), 1330 nucleotides. RefSeq names its product shieldin complex subunit 3 (gene Shld3). The record is from RefSeq and is a predicted model, not a curated record. NCBI's taxonomy places the organism in Eukaryota, Metazoa, Chordata, Mammalia, Rodentia, Heteromyidae. The coding region runs from base 207 to 959 and encodes 250 amino acids. The transcript is spliced from 2 exons. Gene Ontology annotation, biological process: negative regulation of double-strand break repair via homologous recombination; positive regulation of double-strand break repair via nonhomologous end joining; positive regulation of isotype switching.
CUCGUCAGCCCCCGUAGGCCGCCGGGCAAAGUGCCGGUCAACAUGGAAGUGAAUCCCCCCAAACAGGAGCACCUGCUGGCGCUGAAAGGUCCUGUUGCCUCUGAUUUGACAAGCGAUACAGUCUUGUAAUAAUAAAUUGCAUUCUAGCUCUGAGGAGUUCAGCUAAGAAAUUUUCUCUUCAUUAAGAGUUAUUGAAUUACUGCAAAAUGACUACACAAGUAAUAUUGCAUUAUCGACCAUAUGAGUAUGAUUGCACACAACUGCCAAAGAUUGCAGAAAAGGCAAUUCAAGACUUUCCUAUUCAUCCAUUAUCAAGAUUCAUUCCUUGGUUUCCUCAUGAUGGAUCCAAACUUCCACUCAAACCCAAAGGAUUACCACCUAUUAUUUCUGGAGAAGCAGUUGAAGAUAUGAAACAGGACUUGACCAUUUCAGAACAUGGUGCAAAAACACAGAGUUAUGAUUGCACAGUAGAUCUUUUGGAGUUUCAACCAGCCUUGAAAAGGCAGCACUUAAUCCAGUCACACACAUUGACUGAACAGACUAAUUCAGGAAAUCAGGAUGAAAAAUCAGAAAAAAGAAGACAACACAAGAAGAGAUCUUGGAGUGUUUCAAUUGCCAGAAAUAAUUGCACCAAAAAGAUUUUUCCUCUGUCUAAAAAAUUACAAGAAUGCAUAAAGGCACUAAAUUUGCACUCAUUAUAUAGAGCAAGAUGGACAAUAGAACAUACUGUUUGCAGUAAUCAGUCUCUGGAAAACAUUUGGGUGAAACUCACUCGAAUUAUUAGACACAAUGAACUUCCUUCCUGUAAUGCUACAAUUCAGAGACAGUUAGGCCAGAUAUGGGUAUUCUGUGAUAUUCUUUACUGUGAAUAUGUGGGAAAUCUUCUUAAAGUUAGAUUAGCUCUUACUGGAAAAAUUAAUUUAUUUGUGCAUAAAUAUGGUGUUAUUUUUAGUAUGUAAUGAAUUCUAUUGAUUGCCAAAAAUGGAAUAUUCUGAAUGAACCAAGUAUGGACUGAAAUAGUGAGAUAAAUACAUUUUACUUAUUAAGAUGUUUUCAUGAUUUUAUAAAAUUUAAUGCUUCUAUAAUAUAGCAUAUUCUUUACAUUGUCAAGAAAUAAUUGUAUAGUGACUUGUGUCUCAGAAAUAAUAAGUAAAAGGUGAAUUCCUGGCUUGUCAAGUAAAAAAAAGUCUGGAUUCUGUUUAUUAACAGCAUUCUUUUAAAUGGAAUUAGGAUAAAUUAUUAUUGAUAUGAAUUUGGAGGUAAAAUGUUCUAUUCUUUUGUUCUGAUACCUUUAUAGUGAUUGAAAGUAGAUUUUAAUGACUCUUUAUGA